UUACAGACAUCCGCUCACCCGGAAGAAGCGCUUUAGCAAACUCACUUCUUCAGAAACUUUUGUCCAUCUCUCUCUUUAACCAGCUCUCGAAGUCGUUUUGGAGUGACAUUCAUUCAGGGGAGUUUGAUUCCGUAACGACCAAGGUUAUAUUUAUCCGCGUUACUGGUAAAACUCUUAAUCAAUCAGGGACGCAAUGGCCCGUCCCUGCUGUUUGUUGACAUGGUGAAUCAGCUGACGGGCUAACGUUAGCGUGUGUUUAAAUGGUUUAAACCGAGCCGUGAUUCUCCCUCAGCUGUGUGUUUAUGCCCCAAACACAGCUUUAGUCUUGAUUCUUCUGUGAGGUGGAAGAUUUGCCUUUGGGCCGGUCACGAUGCCACGUUAAAGGCUUUAAGCGGUCGGUCGGUCACGCGAGUGUCGGUUGUCACGGGACCAGCCGGAGGUUCUGGAGGUUCCGUCAACAUGCCCUGCUCCUGCGGGGACUGGAGGCGCUGGAUCCGGCCCCUGGUCAUCGUGCUGUACUUCUCCCUGCUCAUCAUCGUCCUGCCACUGUGUAUCUGGGAGCUGCAGAAGUCCGGGGUUGGAACUCAUAACAAAGCAUGGUUCAUUGCUGGGAUAUUUGUCUUCAUGACCAUACCCAUAUCAUUAUGGGGUAUUCUCCAGCAUCUGGUGCACUACACUCAACCAGAGCUGCAGAAACCUAUCAUCAGGAUACUGUGGAUGGUCCCAAUCUACAGCUUGGACAGUUGGAUUGCACUGAAGUACCCCAGAAUAGCAAUUUAUGUGGACACGUGCAGAGAGUGUUACGAAGCGUAUGUCAUCUAUAACUUCAUGACUUUCCUGCUGAACUACCUGGAAAAUCAGUAUCCCAGCUUGGUGAUGAUGCUAGAAGUCCAAGAGCAACAAAAACAUCUUCCCCCUCUGUGCUGCUGCCCGCCAUGGCCAAUGGGAGAGGUUUUACUGUUGAGGUGCAAACUGGGAGUGUUGCAGUAUACGGUUGUAAGACCCGUCACAACUGUGAUUGCUUUGAUCUGUCAGCUGUGUGACGUGUAUGAUGAAGGCAAUUUUAGUUCUGGAAAUGCGUGGACAUACCUGGUUAUCCUCAACAAUAUGUCGCAACUGUUUGCCAUGUACUGCCUGGUGCUGUUCUACAGGGCUCUGAGAGACGAACUCAGUCCCAUAAAACCAGUGGGCAAAUUCUUGUGUGUCAAAAUGGUGGUGUUUGUCUCGUUUUGGCAAGCUGUGGUCAUUGCUUUGCUGGUUAAAGUGGGUAUUAUUUCAGAGAAACAUACUUGGGACUGGAAAAGUGUGGAAGCUGUAGCUACGGGCUUACAGGACUUCAUCAUAUGCGUGGAGAUGUUUCUCGCAGCCAUCGCCCAUCAUUUUAGCUUUACCUACAAACCUUACAUCCAGGAGGCUGAGGAAGUGUCUUGUUUUGACUCUUUCUUGGCUAUGUGGGAUAUCUCUGAUGUCAGAGCCGACAUUUCUGAACAAGUCCGCAAUGUUGGGAGGACAGUUCUGGGUCGUCCGAGGAAGUCCUACUUUAGUGAAGCGCAUGAUGAUGGUGAGCGAUCUGGACUCCUCUCUUCAGGCGGUCAAGAUGCCGUUACAGAGGCGGCCUCCAACCCAGCGUCCCCGAGAGGCCAGUAUCAGGGCCUGGGCCGAACCCCUGCGCCACACUCUCUGUCAGCGCCCGCUCAGCUCGGCUCAGCCAUGUGGGAUGAAGGUUUUCAGUCAGUCCUCCCGGAAGAAGCCCAAGACGAAGAAAGGACCAACCAAACCAAAGACCCAGCAGAGGCAGAUCUCAUGGUGAUCAACUAGAUCACCUGGACUCUGCAACAGGUUGGGCAGAUCCCACCCAUGCUAUGUUUCUACAAACGGCACUGAUGAAAAUUUAAAAACAAAGUACGGUAAUCUAAAAGGGUACAUCAAAUCAAAUAACAUUCUGCCAUAAUGUGGAACACCAAAAGGACCUCUCUACCGUUAACAGCUUCAAGAAUGUUGCGUACAUUUAAGGCACUAAAGGACUUGACAGUUAUGUUGUUUUAUGUUGUAAAAGAGAGUUGUGUGGCGCAAUAAGCUUUGCUGGAAUCUGUUGUAACUCAGAUAAAAGGCCGUUUAAACAUGCAUCCUUCCCUACUAAGACCUAAGUUUUUGCAGUGGCAUGUCGGUUUUUCAACAUGAGCUAGUCUUGAUCACAAAUGUGACAGAUGAUAUGCAAAUUUUAAAACGGAUACAGUUUUAUCACAUUGCUUCUUGGUUAUUGUGAUUUUAACUGCAGUCUUAAAAAGAGUAUUAAUAGGCAAAACUCUAUAGAUUAUUAAAAGCACAUUAAAUCUUAAUUCAUUUUGUGUCCUAUUUAGAAUAUGAAUCUUUCCUGGGGAAAGGACAAAGAAGAGGCAACAUGUUUUUUGGGAUGCAGACUUUCAGUUUGAUAUCAGUUGGUUUAAGGUUUGCUCCCACAGGAAAAAAAAAAUCAUAUCCAUACAAUAUCAGUAUAAAUACUUUGUAUAGUAUUUCAUAAUGACUUGAGUGGAUACUAUAAAGUACAGUUUGUGAAUUAAAAAUGAAAAAAAUCCAAUCAGAAAUGGUCUUAGCACAUUUUUGAAAGUUCUUGUAAAUGCAGCGUAUCCCUGGUGUUCCUUUGAAACUCAUUUACUGUUCUCAGAUGCCUUGUUCUUUGAGCUGUGGGGCUAGUCUAGCACCACUCAAGUUUAACAUUCAUAUUCCAGGAUCACUUUAAGGUUUUCCCUCAUUUUGUAGCUGUGUAGCUGGAAUAUGUUGCAGCUUUUGCACAUAAUCAGUUUAUUUUUCCCUUAGAUUUGUUUCAAACUCUUUCCUCGUUGUGACUUACAUGGAUUGUUUCAGGGAUACUGGCAUUAUUAAUGUACCGUUACAGACACCACUUUCUGUUUAAAAUAAUUCAGACAUGUAUCAAACUGACUGCAUAAUCUGCAACAUGUCGAGCUUGAGAAUGUUAUGUUGCCUUUUUUUAUAAAGCUGACCGGACUACAUCAAAUCUGAUGUAAAUUAAAUGUCCAGUUCACUUUUUCAAUAAAACAAAUAACUGGUCAAAUC
Messenger RNA from Cololabis saira (Pacific saury), 3075 nucleotides. It is a transcript of the gene tmem184c, whose product is annotated as transmembrane protein 184C. Gene Ontology annotation, molecular function: transporter activity. The record is from RefSeq and is a predicted model, not a curated record. Bases 460 to 1818 code for a protein of 452 amino acids. The transcript is spliced from 10 exons. NCBI's taxonomy places the organism in Eukaryota, Metazoa, Chordata, Actinopteri, Beloniformes, Belonidae. Gene Ontology annotation, biological process: transport.